Vicia villosa (hairy vetch) is the source of this 708-nucleotide messenger RNA. RefSeq lists its product as uncharacterized. Bases 1 to 708 code for a protein of 235 amino acids. Gene Ontology annotation, molecular function: 5'-deoxynucleotidase activity. Gene Ontology annotation, cellular component: cytoplasm. NCBI's taxonomy places the organism in Eukaryota, Viridiplantae, Streptophyta, Magnoliopsida, Fabales, Fabaceae. The transcript is spliced from 3 exons. The record is from RefSeq and is a predicted model, not a curated record.
AUGGCCACCGCACCUUCAUCUUCAUCGCCUUCAUCGCCGGCCACCGCACCUUCAUCGCCUGCCACCGCACCUUCAUCGCCUGCCACCGCAACGUCAUUGCCUUUCAUCGCACCUGCAUCACCAUCAUCACCAUCGCCUAUCAGCAACGUCAUCGCCUUUCAUCACCAUCGCCUGUCAUCGCCGUCAUUGCCUUCCACUGCACCUUCAUCAUCAUCGCCGUCAUUUCCUGUCUUCACAUCUUCAUCAACACCACCGUCAUCGCCGUCACUUCCUGUCUUCACAUCUUCAUCAACACCACCGUCAUCGCCUGUCACCGCUGGCACCAACACCACUCCACCGCCUUCUUCUUCGGUAGUUCCCGAUGCUGUCUCCGCCGUUCAAUUCCUCAGUUCAUGUCACAGUCACAAGAAAAGAAAGGGAACAACAAGAUGGCUGAGAAGUGACGUGAAGAAUCCAGAAUCUAUAGCUGAUCAUACCUAUGGAAAGAGUAUGAUGGCGCUGAUUGCACCAGAUGUUCCCGGUCUUGACCGAAACAAGUGCAUCAAAAUGGCUAUUAUUCACGACACUGCAGAAGGUAUGCUGUUUUACUCUGCUAAUAAUGUUAGUUUAGAUGAAGUCAGUCGGGGGAGUAAUAAUUUAGUGGAUUGUAAGUCAAUGAAAUCUGGAAGAAACCGACUGAAUACUAGAGCUAGUUUAAAAUUAAUAUAG